AUGAACCCUGUGAGUCUGCAGCUAGUCCACAACUUACUUGUGAUUCUUCUGUUUACAUUUUCAUCUGGGCCACAAACAAUUACAGACCAAGGGUUCUCAAUCAAGGAAGCCACCAUAGAUAAUCUCCAACUUGCUUUCAAGCACAACCAGCUCACCUCAAGGCAACUUGUCCAAUUUUACCUUGUAGAAAUCACCAGACUCAACCCUUUCCUCAAGGGGGUCAUAGAAAUGAACCCGGAUGCACUUGACCUUGUCGAAAAGGCUGACUACGAGCGCAAGACCAAGCCACCAUUUGUGCCACUCUCUAAGUUACAUGCUAUUCCCAUUCUGGUCAAGGACAACACUGCAACCAAGGGCAAGUUGAACACCAUAACUGGCUCUUAUGCUCUGCUUGGCUCUGUUGUGCCCCGGGAUGCCCGCGUGGUGACCAAGUUGAGGGAGGCUGGGGCCAUCAUACUGGGAAAGGCCAGCUUGAGUGAGUGGUCCAAUUGGAGGUCCAAUAGUGCACCUUCUGGUGGGAGUGGCACUGGGGACUGA
This is a messenger RNA of Prunus armeniaca (apricot), 537 nucleotides long. The record is from the annotation of a GenBank genome assembly. NCBI's taxonomy places the organism in Eukaryota, Viridiplantae, Streptophyta, Magnoliopsida, Rosales, Rosaceae.